GUCAUCUGGAAGGCGAUACGGGAAUCGUCCAUUUCGCUUGCGGAUUGUCAACGAUAGUAGACCACACAGGCAUAAGGGAUUUUCACCGUUUCAUCUUACUUAUAAAUACCUGAACCAAGAAUGUAUAUAAAUCUGAAGAACGACUCAAACGUAUUCGCCUAAUGGAAUAUAAUACAACGGACUUACUCCAGGAUAUUUUACAAACAUGAUAAGCUGCAAAUAUUAUCGUCUUCGGCAAUACAGAACGGAUAAUGAACUCAAUAAAACGCUGUGAUUAAGUGAGAAAUGUUCUGCUAACCAGGAUAAUGUACUUUAUAUUAUCAAACGAAUUGAAUACAGACAGGACUCAAACAUUAAAUCAGCAUAUCCAUAUUUGAUCAGCUGCAAUCGUAUUUACGAGCCACCUUGUCUGCAAAGAAAAUUCUCUUCUGGUAUAUGAAAUGUUGAUUUGACACAAGUUGCUAAGAAUAUUUUGAUUUUAUACAUCAGUAUGCGUCACCAGACAUACAGUUCACGACGUAUAGCAAGAAAACAUCACGGUUGUCGAAGUAUCAAGUCGAGAAGCGCCAGUUUCAAAUUAGCUGUGCAUAUUGACUCACUCAACAAUCUGCUGAAAUACCGAUCAUCAGAAACAGAAUUCCUUUACAGUACAGACAUUAUUCAAAUGGACAGCAACUUCUAAUAUGAAGAAAAAGACAUUACUUUGACCUACAAAAUAAUAACUAAGCACAAUUGACUAUGUAAAUGAUAGUUUCAAAUUCGAUUAAAAAUUGUAAAAAACUACAUGACAUUAGAAAGGGUGGUAAUAUCGGUCAACAGAUUUGGUCACUCCUGGUCCCAAAACUUUAGUCGCACCUCGAAAUAUCAACUAACCAGACGAAUUUACAGCCAAAUUAUAGCUGAACGACAGGCGACUAUUUAAUGAUACAAUUAUCAUCAAUAUCAUCAUCCCAAUAAUACCGAGAACUUCAUAUCAACGUGGACUAAUCGAUGGACCGACUUUUUAUGAAGAAGUGUACCGUGCAGCUUAGGAUCAUCUAACUGAGCUCAUCUUCAGCAGUGUGAUGCACGUAACGUAAUGUGUAAUAUACUCCAAAGACGUAAUGACCUCUCCGUCUAGAAGUUUGCACGGAAUUGGGGAAGAAAAUGAGAAGCACUUCAGAUAUAGGAUCCGAAGGCCAAGAAUACCGCUGCCACGUAUCACGUCAGGAUAAUCAGAAAUCUCAUAGCUUGGGUAAAAAGAAAAUCAAGAGUGAUUAUCUGCUAAAUGAUGUCGUAAAGCUAGACGAUACCAACGGGGAGCUUGAACGGAAAUUAUCAUCGGUUGACAAGUAGUUAAGGAGCUACUUGCUUCCAACAAGCCAGGCAUUCACUCUUUCCGGAUUACAAACGGCUAUCGGUAAAACCCGAAAUGAUAUAGAAUCUAUAUUAAGCAACACAUUAGAACGGGUCAAGAAAGCUCUAGAAGAAUCUCUAGAUAAACUAAAAUUUCUUGUCAACAAUCGUAAAACUGCUGUCAAGAGAAUAGUCAAUAAUGUGCAUACAAUUGUCGAUUUAAUCAUCAACGAUGCUAGAGUAAGAGUUCGAAGCUUAAUCAACUCUGUCACGACAAAAGACGUAAAGAAGUGCGCUGUUAUUGGUAUUACGUUUGAGUCCAAUGCUAUGAGUAGCAUCUCUGAAACCACAAAUUGCAUAAAUUCAGUAAUUAAAACUGAAGAGAAGUACUUGAACCAGUUUAUCGAAGAAACCAAUACCAUCAUAGCUGAAAUUCAUGAUGCACUGUCCUCUGCUGCCAAAUGCCGAUUGGAAUCCAAAAAUGCUGAACAAUGCCAAAGCAUCCAUCAGAGCAUCGCUUCAACUCUCUCACAAACUAGCAAAUCGAAAGUAUCGAUUGCAAUUCUUAAAUACGUCACACUCAUUAGAGCUCUUGAUGUCAAUAAAGCUGGUUGCUCAGUUGCCAAGACCCUUCACAGACUUAACGGUCAACGUUCCAUCCUUAUUCAAAAUGUGGAAUCCUGCAUACAGAGCACUGAAGAAAGUGCAGAGACCGAAGGAAGCAAAGAGAGCGGAAUUUCCGAAACUAUUCCAAAUUGGCUCGAAGAUGAUCGAGAUAUAUUUAACUCCUCAAGCAGUGACCUUUACGAAGAAAGUGAAGCCUUCGAUGAAGCUGCUGAUUCUGCAAAGUCAUCGGUCCCCGAAGACAUCGAAGUCUCCGAUGUUUCCGACGAUGAAGUCGCAGAUGAUGCAGAGUUAUCCGUGUCCGAAGUCACUGAAGUCUCUAAGGAUACCAAAGACGAGGUCGCUGACACUGCAGAGACAUCCGUCUCUGAAGUUAUUGUAGCCUCCGAGGUUUCCGAGGAAGAGAUCGUAGAUGUUGAAAAAUCAUCCACCUCCGAGGAUACAGUAGCCUCCGAAGUUUCCGUUGAUGAAGAGUCAUCCAUCUCCAAAGACAUUGAAGCCUCCGAGGUUUCCGAGGAAGAGAUCGUAGAUGUUGAAAAAUCAUCCACCUCCGAGGAUACAGUAGCCUCCGAAGUUUCCGUUGAUGAAGAGUCAUCCAUCUCCAAAGACAUUGAAGCCUCCGAGGUUUCCGAGGAAGAGAUCGUAGAUGUUGAAAAAUCAUCCACCUCCGAGGAUACAGUAGCCUCCGAAGUUUCCGUUGAUGAAGAGUCAUCCAUCUCCAAAGACAUUGAAGCCUCCGAGGUUUCCGAGGAAGAGAUCGUAGAUGUUGAAAAAUCAUCCACCUCCGAGGAUACAGUAGCCUCCGAAGUUUCCGUUGAUGAAGAGUCAUCCAUCUCCAAAGACAUUGAAGCCUCCGAGGUUUCCGAGGAAGAGAUCGUAGAUGUUGAAAAAUCAUCCACCUCCGAGGAUACAGUAGCCUCCGAAGUUUCCGUUGAUGAAGAGUCAUCCAUCUCCAAAGACAUUGAAGCCUCCGAGGUUUCCGAGGAAGAGAUCGUAGAUGUUGAAAAAUCAUCCACCUCCGAGGAUACAGUAGCCUCCGAAGUUUCCGUUGAUGAAGAGUCAUCCAUCUCCAAAGACAUUGAAGCCUCCGAGGUUUCCGAGGAAGAGAUCGUAGAUGUUGAAAAAUCAUCCACCUCCGAGGAUACAGUAGCCUCCGAAGUUUCCGUUGAUGAAGAGUCAUCCAUCUCCAAAGACAUUGAAGCCUCCGAGGUUUCCGAGGAAGAGAUCGUAGAUGUUGAAAAAUCAUCCACCUCCGAGGAUACAGUAGCCUCCGAAGUUUCCGUUGAUGAAGAGUCAUCCAUCUCCAAAGACAUUGAAGCCUCCGAGGUUUCCGAGGAAGAGAUCGUAGAUGUUGAAAAAUCAUCCACCUCCGAGGAUACAGUAGCCUCCGAAGUUUCCGUUGAUGAAGAGUCAUCCAUCUCCAAAGACAUUGAAGCCUCCGAGGUUUCCGAGGAAGAGAUCGUAGAUGUUGAAAAAUCAUCCACCUCCGAGGAUACAGUAGCCUCCGAAGUUUCCGUUGAUGAAGAGUCAUCCAUCUCCAAAGACAUUGAAGCCUCCGAGGUUUCCGAGGAAGAGAUCGUAGAUGUUGAAAAAUCAUCCACCUCCGAGGAUACAGUAGCCUCCGAAGUUUCCGUUGAUGAAGAGUCAUCCAUCUCCAAAGACAUUGAAGCCUCCGAGGUUUCCGAGGAAGAGAUCGUAGAUGUUGAAAAAUCAUCCACCUCCGAGGAUACAGUAGCCUCCGAAGUUUCCGUUGAUGAAGAGUCAUCCAUCUCCAAAGACAUUGAAGCCUCCGAGGUUUCCGAGGAAGAGAUCGUAGAUGUUGAAAAAUCAUCCACCUCCGAGGAUACAGUAGCCUCCGAAGUUUCCGUUGAUGAAGAGUCAUCCAUCUCCAAAGACAUUGAAGCCUCCGAGGUUUCCGAGGAAGAGAUCGUAGAUGUUGAAAAAUCAUCCACCUCCGAGGAUACAGUAGCCUCCGAAGUUUCCGUUGAUGAAGAGUCAUCCAUCUCCAAAGACAUUGAAGCCUCCGAGGUUUCCGAGGAAGAGAUCGUAGAUGUUGAAAAAUCAUCCACCUCCGAAGAUACAGUAGCCUCCGAAGUUUCCGUUGAUGAAGAGUCAUCCAUCUCCAAAGACAUUGAAGCCUCCGCAGUGUCCAACGAUGAGGUCACAGAUGCUAUAGACUCAUUCGUCUCCGAAAAUACUGAAGCCUUCGAAGUUCCCGACGAUGGCGUCGCUAUCGCUGCAGAGUCAUCGCUUUCCGAAGACACUGGAGAUUCCAAUGACAAAGGAAUCAUCGGUACUCUCAAGCAGUGGAUCCAAAAGUCUUGGAAUAAUAUUAAAUAUCGAACGCCGAAAUUCUUCGGAAAAAAGUGAAGUUUCCAACAAUUCAGAAAUGGAGGUCGUAGAUGCUACUGAAUCAUCCGUCUCCGAAGACACGGAAGCCUUCGAGGCUUCCAAGGACGAGUCCGUAGACGUUGCAUAAUCAUCCGUCUCCGAAGAUACUGUAGCUUUCGAAAUUUCCCACGAUGAGGUCGCACAUGCUUCAGAGUCAUCAUCCACUGAAGACAGUGAAGCUUCCGAGGUUUCAGAGAACUCGGAUGAAACUUCAGAUUAGGCGUCUUAUCUCAAGCAGUCUAUCGACUUCAAAGCUACUGAUGCAUUCAAAGAAGCAGAUUGUAGCAAGUCUACAAACCCUGACAUUUUCUUCUGUUCAUAAAACAUUAUUCAGCAAUUAUUUAGAUCAAUUUAAUUAAUCUAUUAAUCUAUUAUAGAUCUAUCUAAUUGAUUGUGCUAAUGAAUAUAUAAGCGAAUUAUCUCCUAUG
Messenger RNA from Cephus cinctus (wheat stem sawfly), 4778 nucleotides. RefSeq names its product rho-associated protein kinase 1. NCBI's taxonomy places the organism in Eukaryota, Metazoa, Arthropoda, Insecta, Hymenoptera, Cephidae. Bases 1663 to 4329 code for a protein of 888 amino acids. The transcript has 11 exons. The record is from RefSeq and is a predicted model, not a curated record.